AUGAAUGGCCAAGGGAGAAUCAGUCCUGGAAGUGCAGCCCCCACAGAAGAGAGAAGCUGCUCCUGGCUGAACAUCUGGGUCUUCCUAAUUUUUGCCCUUUUAAUCAAAGCUGCCUUUGUGUCCUUGUGCCUCUACCUUGUGGUUCCCUUCAGCCACAGCAGUGCCCAGCCCUCGGCCCUGCAGCAGCAGUUCUCGGAGUGGGAGUGCGACUCAGCGCUGCCACAAGGCACAGAGAGAGGCUGGAUGUGCUGCCCAAAGGGCUGGAGAAGGUUUCAAGGAAGCUGCUACUUCCUGUCCCCUGACACGAUGUCAUGGUCUGAGAGUUCACAGAACUGCACUGGGAUGGGCUCCCAGCUGGUGGUGAUCAACAGCAAGGCAGAGCAGGAAUUCCUGUCUGUGCAGAUAAGACAAUCUAAAGAACCUAAACCAGACAAUUUCUACAUUGGUCUGUUUUUGGAGAAGGUGGGCCAGUGGCAGUGGGUGGACAAGACUCCAUAUAAUGGGACACCAAUGUUCUGGCGCAAAGGAGAACCAAAUAAUUUCACUGGUGAAAAUUGCGCUGUAAUGCAUGUGCCUACACAACCUCCUAACAACUGGAAUGACGUCAGUUCAAGUUUGGAGAAUCAUCGAAUUUGUGAAGUUGCAGCAGUAAUUGUGUGAUGGAAAUAUCCCUGUCCUGAGUAAAGCUGGGAGCUGAGCAGGGAGCUGGGAACAUUGCUGGGAGGGGUCAGGAGCUCUGGCACAUCUUCACUGUGUGGGGUAGGAGCAUGUGUGUGGAAGUGCAAUGAGCUUUGUCCAGCAUCCCCAGUGCAUGUGGUGGCUCAGGGAACACAGGGAGGCUCAGGCUCUUUGAAGCAGGUCCUGUGUUCUUGUGUUCUCUUCUCUCUGAAUGGGUCCAGCAGCCUCUGGCAGAAAAGAGAUGGACUUCUCUAGGAGGAAGGCACAGGAAUGGAAGGCAGUUAUCCAGAGAUUCAAUGUCCUUUGCCUCCUUGAGCAGAGCUGUUUGCUUUUUGUUGAGUCACACGCAAAAUGUUCUCUAGCUGUACUGGUUUUGCUGAACAAAUUCUGAAAUCUUAGACCAGAGAAAAUACAA
Molecule: messenger RNA, 1093 nt
Organism: Vidua macroura (Pin-tailed whydah)
Lineage: Eukaryota; Metazoa; Chordata; Aves; Passeriformes; Viduidae
Product: C-type lectin domain family 4 member E-like
Exons: 6
Coding region: 1-660 (219 amino acids)
Source: RefSeq, a predicted model, not a curated record